Rhodofomes roseus is the source of this 2771-nucleotide messenger RNA. RefSeq lists its product as uncharacterized. The record is from RefSeq and is a predicted model, not a curated record. Bases 110 to 2692 code for a protein of 860 amino acids. The transcript has 12 exons. Lineage: Eukaryota; Fungi; Basidiomycota; Agaricomycetes; Polyporales; Fomitopsidaceae.
CUCCGCCAACCCGCGCUGCUUAAAUACGGCCCCUCCUCAUUGUUGCCGCCUCAUUCACCCCCUCACCGCCACCUCCCGCACCCUUUCCUGGCCACCCACACCCACCGCCAUGGCGUCUGCAUCUGCAAGCGUCGACAUCAUCAAUGUCCGCGCGGACAAGCGCCUCUCCGAUGGCGGGGAGUCUAUCCGCGCUCAGAUCGUCGAGGGACUAUCCCAGCCUACGGGCAAGAAGUCCCUACCGACCAUGCUGCUGUACGACGAGCGCGGCCUGAGGUUGUACGACGACAUCACCACGAAAGUCCCCGAGUAUUACCUCUUCUCCGCCGAGGAGCAGAUCCUCAAGAACCACGCUGACGGAAUCGCUCGCGUCAUGCAUGCCGCCGACGGUGAAGUCAAGUCUGAUGAAGUCGUCGUUGAACUCGGUGCCGGGGCGCUGCGCAAGACCUCGCACAUCUUAUCAGCCCUCUCAGACCUGGUUUCGCCCACCAUGGAGUCGCCGAUCACUUACUACGCCCUCGAUCUCCAGGAGCGUGAGCUCGCGCGCACGCUGAAAGAGCUAAACGCGUCCGACGUGGGGGCGCAGAUCCGCGGCAAGGUCUCCACCCGCGGCUUGUGCGCUACGUACGACGACGGUCUCAAGUUCAUCCGCGAGGGCGGUCUCGAGGGCCGCACUGGGAUGGACCGCGUGUCUGCUCGACUCCCUGAGCAUUACAAGCUGGACAAGUCGGGCAGGGACGUGUCGCCCAGCUCGAACUCUGAGACGUCCUCUGGAGGGGCCAGCGACGGGACCGACGAAACUCCACCAUCGACGCCGGGCGACCAUUCGCCGCUCCACAUCCUAUUCUUGGGAUCGUCUCUGGGCAACUUCCCCCGAGGCGAUGACGCUACGUUCUUGCAAUCCCUGCCGCUUCGCCCCGGCUCCGGAGACACGAUACUUCUUGGUUUGGACCAUGACAACGACCCGAAUGAUAUCGAGACUGCGUACAAUGACCCUCAGGGUGUUACUGAGGCUUUCAUUAUGAAUGGAUUGAAAGGCGCUGGGCAAGCACUCGGCGAUGAAGGCUUGUUCGUUGAGAACAAGUGGGCCUAUGUUGGCCAAUAUAACAAAGAACAGCGUCGGCAUGAGGCUUUCUACAAGUCUGUCGAGGAUCAGACUAUCAUAGAUCCUGUUAGUAAGGCGGUCUACUCAUUCAAGGCAGAUGAACUCGUCAAGGUCGAGGUAUCACACAAGUACUCCGACCGCGAUGCCUAUCGCCUCUUCAUCGAAGCGAACCUGCGGCCCAUCCACCGCUGGACCGACAGCUCGUCGCGUUACUCUCUGUGGCUGCUCGAGCGACCCCCAUUCCUCUUCCCCGUCAUCUCGUCACCCGAGUCGAAGCGCUCGCCGUUCAGCGUGCCGUCGUUGGAAGAGUGGCAGACGAUGUGGGCCGCGUGGGACUUCAUCACGCAGCGGAUGAUCCCGCCGUCGAUGCUGUUCCAAAAGCCGAUUGACCUCCGGCACAUUUGCCUGUUCUACAUGGGGCAUAUUCCGACGUUCUUGUCGAUCCAUCUGUGCAGGCUCCUUGGUGAGCCUGAUACCGAGCCGGCGCACUUCAAGUACAUAUUCGAACGAGGAAUUGAUCCCAACGUGGACGACCCUACUCAGUGCCACUCUCAUUCUGAGGUACCGACAUGCGACGAGGACUGGCCCUCCGUCGCCGAUAUCCUCGAGUUCCAGAGCAAGGUGCGCAAGCGUAUCAUGAAGUUGUAUGACGACGUCGAGUCCGGAUCGGUCAUCCUCACGAGGAAGAUGGCCCGCGUACUGUUCAUGACCCUCGAGCACGAGGCGUUCCAUGCUGAGACGCUUCUUUACAUGCUCCUCCAACGUGCUGGCACCGGUACUAUUCCCCCGAGCGGUUUCACUCCCCCCGUUUGGUCCAUCCUUGCUGAGUCAUGGGACCGCGCUCCCCAGCCGAAGAAUCGCACUGUGACGCUCGGACCGGCCACGGUCACAUUCGGACACGAUGAUGACGAGGCGGACGACGCAUCGACUGACGUCGCGAUGCACGAGUUCGGCUGGGACAACGAGCAUCCGAAGAGGCAGGUCGACGUUGGCCAGUUCAAGAUCGAGUGGCACCCCGUCACGAACGGCGAGUUCUAUGAGUAUUACCUCGACAAGGGCAAGGAUGCUGUGAAGCUGCCUGCAUGUUGGGUCGAGAUAAACGGCGAAGUUAACGUCCGCACGCUGUAUGGCCCGGUACCCAUCAAGAUCGCCUGGCACUGGCCCAUUAUCACCUCCUUCGACAACUUGUCUACAUACGCGAGUGUGAAGGGCGGACGCAUCCCUACCGAGCCAGAGCUCCGCCUGUUCCUCGACAUGUUCGAGUGCGGCUAUGAGGGCGGAGGAAACGUCGGAUUUAGGAACUGGCACCCCAUCCCAGCCACGACGGGAGGGGAGCGGGAUGGAGGGAAGGGGCACAACGGAGGUGUGUUCGAGUGGACGUCCACUGUUCUCGAAAGGCAUGAGGGCUUUGUCCCGUCGCGUCUCUACCCUGGCUAUUCAGUCGACUUCUUUGACGGACAGCACCAGGUUGUGAUCGGCGGCUCUUAUGCGACGAUUCCGCGCCUUGCUGAGCGCCGCACUCUGCGGAAUUUCUACCAGCACAACUACCCAUACGCCUGGGUUGGCGCGCGCAUUGCAUACGAUGUUUGAAACACGAAUGUAUAAUGUCCUUUGUAUUACUACUGAAAGCUGCAGGAUGAAAACUGAAUGUACAACUGUUAUAAGUCAU